Prorocentrum cordatum is the source of this 306-nucleotide messenger RNA. The record is from the annotation of a GenBank genome assembly. Lineage: Eukaryota; Dinophyceae; Prorocentrales; Prorocentraceae.
AUGUGCCAUCCAGGUCGGGCCUGGUCACGUGCGGUGGACUCGCACAGACCUCGUCGCCCCGCGCUGCUGUCCCCCCAAAGAGAGCGCGUAUGGCAGGACCCGGAGACCGUCGGCGCCAUGGCCGCCGUGGAGGGCGACGCCUGCCCUCCGGACGAGCACAAGCGCUUCCAGACCAUCGUGUGCAGGGUCGAGGAGACCUGCGGCUGUGCCGACACCCUCUGCAAGCUGGACUGGUGCGCUGGCUACGUCCACGAGUGGAGGAAGGAGUUCGCCGCCUGCACGCUGAAGGGAUGCGGGCCUGCGUAG